GCUAAAGGGAUAGGUUCGGUGAAUUCUUAUGCGAGGUUCUUUUAUUAAACUAAAUUAAAUUAUUAGUGUGUGAAGAAUGUUAAAAAGUAUACAAGCCAGUAUAGGAUAAAAACUUCAGAUAACAUGACAACAUUUCAAUUAAACGGUGGACCGGUGUGUUGUGUUCAUUCCGAUGAUAAUUGAAAUACGUAUCAGCGGAAUGGCUUAUUAUUGGACUGACAACAUACAUACAACAACGCUUACUCCUCGAGACUAUCAGGUGGAACUGCUUGCAUCCGCAAGAGAAAAAAAUUUAAUUCUCUGUUUGGCUCACAAUUCUUCCAAAGAAUUUAUUGCCUUAAAACUUAUUCAUGAGUUGGGUUUCCAGUUGAGAAGCUCCACAAAUCGUAAAUGGACUGUUUACAUUACAAAUAAUGAUUCUGCAUAUCACCUGAUCCGAAAUCUUACAGAUUUGAAAGUGGUAUAUGUGAAUGGAAACGAUAAUCUUGAUUGGGAGCAGAUAGUGGAACAGUACCAGGUUUUAAUUACGAACGGUCGACAAUGGUUGGAUGUUGUUGUUUGUGGAUAUCUAGACCUACAAAACGUGAAUUUGUUGAUCAUUGACGAAUGUCACAAAAUCUAUGGAAAUGCGGAAAUUUCUGAACUAUUUGCUCAGUAUUACAGUCAAUGUAUACUCAAACCAAAAAUAUUAGGACUGGCUGGUCCUCUGCACAACGCUGGUUGCGUUCCGGGAAGAUUGAGUGCUGAACUAGAACAAUUAGAGCAAUGUCUCAAAGCGAAGGCGGAAACAGCCAGUGAUAUUGUUACUGUUCUGAGAUAUUACACCAAACCAAAAGAAAUAAUUUUGCAAUGCGCACCGUUGCAGGAAACAGAUCUCGCUCUAUAUUUGAAAGAAUUAGUCUCAACAAAUAUUCAUUUUCUUGAGGACCAUAGAUACGACCCUUGUGAAAUUUACCAAGAUGAUGAAUUUAUUGAAGAGCUGAAAAAUAUUCCCGAUCCGAAGUCGGACCCCUUGAAGUUUUUGUAUGAAUUCUUAACAAUCUUAGAUGAAAUGGGUCCUUGGUGUGCUGAUCGUGCAGCUUUAGCACUAAUUAUACAAAUUGAGAAACAAAAAAUUAAAACACCAUAUGAGAGACACUUUCUACUACUUUGUCUUGUAUCGACUAUUUUCGUUCAAAUUAGGUCUAUUUGUGAUCUUGCCUUUCAAAAAUUCACCACUGAAAAGGAGAAAAUCGAGGCCUUCUCAACGCCAAAAAUUUUACGAUUAUUAGAAAUUUUUCGGGUUUUUCGACCGGAUGCUCAACGAAACCUAGGAGGCACAGUAUCCCAGAGCUUCACUAAAGACAAUAAAAUAGAAUGCUGUCAAAGCUUACUGCAAGAAAUCCAGUGUACAGAUUUUCGGAAACUAAAUGAAACACUUGAUGAUGUUACUAGAAACAUCGACAAUAUAUCGGAGGGUAUAGAAAAUUUGAAAAUUUCUUUGCGGCUUCUUGCAAACAUUUCACCGUUGGACUCAGAUGUAGCAGGACAUGGGAAAAAGCCAAAAUCUCCAAUGAAGAAUGGAAUUCGGCAAUUGCGUCAGCGCAAGAAGGUAAAUUUUUUGAAUCGUCAAAAUCGGUCAAAUUUUCACAACCAAAACGAUCCUGAUGCAUUAUGUGCGUUAAUAUUUUGCAAUUCCAAAUUCACUGCCAGAAUGUUGUACACCAUGUUUUAUGAAAGUGUUCGUUCAGAUCCACAUCUUAAUUACAUAAACGUUCAGUACACUGUAGACAAGACAGCUGAUCCACUAACAGAACCUAAGGAAGCCGAAAUCGAGCAUCGGAAGCAAGAGGAAGUGCUUAAGCGUUUUAGAAUGCAUCAAUGCAAUCUCUUAAUAGGAACAUCUGUUUUGGAAGAAGGAAUUGAUCUACCUAAAUGUAAUCUGGUUAUUCGUUGGAAUGAACCAGUUAGUUAUCGGUCAUACGUACAAUGUAAAGGACGUGCUCGAGCUGCAGCUGCGUAUCACAUCAUGUUUGUAACGCCUAGGAUUCAGCAAUCUUCUUUGACUAGGAUAGAACAUCUUAGCGACCGAGCACAUUAUUAUAUGUGCAAAAAAACUUCUGCCGAUAGUGUAAAUAAUGAUGAUUCAGAUUUCGAAACAAAUAUUAACAAUUGUCUUAGUGAUAAAGACUCGCAGGGCUAUUGUACGAGCGGCACUUCUGAGUCUAGCUUACAGAUAAUGGAAAAUUGCACAAACGAAAUGAUUGAAAUGGUAGCAGUUUACAUGGAAAUAGAAAAGCUUCUGCUUCAUAAAUGUGAAAACACAGAACCACCAGAAAGCCAACAGUUGCAUGCUGAUAAUUUCAAUCGAUUCCUAGAAUCAUUCAGACCACUGUCAGAAACAGAAGAAAAUAGCAAUGCUGUGAGUUUGGCCAAUGCAAUACAAAUGAUUAAUAAGUACUGUGCCAAAUUACCUAGUGACACGUUCACAAAAUUAACACCUUUAUGGCGCUGCGCGAAGACCACGCGGAAUGGCUAUGACCUAUAUCAGUACACGAUAAGGAUGCCUAUUAAUUCUCCUCUGAAAGAGGAUAUUUUGGGUCUGCCAAUGCCUACAGAAAUUUUAGCUCGAAGAAUGGCUGCAUAUAUUGCUUGCAGAGUGCUACAUUCUGCUGGAGAGCUGGAUGACUCACUACAGCCAAUAGGAAAAGAAUCAUUCCGUGCAUUUGAAGCAGAUUGGGAAGACUUCGAACUGGAGAGCACUGAUGCUCAAAUUGUCAAUGAAAAUUCUGAGCCUAGACCAGGUACUACCAAACGAAGACAGUACUAUUAUAAACGGAUUGCAUCAGCGUUCUCAGAUUGUCGCCCCAAAGUUCAAUCCAAUGUAUAUCUAUAUCACAUCAGCAUGACCUUACAGUGUCCUAUUCCAGAGGAACAAAAUACACGAGGACGUAAGAUUUAUCCACCCGAGGAUUCUCCACAGGGUUUCGGGAUACUAACAACUAAGAUCAUACCAAAAGUAAGUGCAUUUCCAAUUUUUACCCGUUCGGGUGAAGUUAAAGUCGCAUUGGAUCUGUGCAAACAGCAUGCUGUUCUAAGCCAGCAACAGCUUGAUAAAAUCAAUCUAUUCAUCAACUAUACUUUUACCAAGGUACUGAGAUUACAGAAAUAUCUAAUGCUGUACGAUCCAGAAGCUACUGAAAACUGCUUCUUCAUAGUACCCACUAUUACUCGUCAUAGUGAAGUUACGGUAGAUUGGGAUUUUAUCGACGUUAUUGCUAAAAAUGUGGAUAAAAUGCCUACCUCUGUACCGGAUGAAGAACGAAAAAACUAUGCAUUUGAUAGCAAUCAAUUUAGAGAUGCAGUAGUCAUGCCGUGGUAUCGCAAUCAGGAUCAACCGCAGUAUUUUUACGUUGCGGAAAUUUGUUACCAUUUAUCACCGAAGAGCUCAUUUCCAGGACUCAACUAUAGUACAUUUGAAGAGUAUUAUUUGAAAAAGUAUAAUAUACAAAUUCAAAACUGUAAACAGCCCUUACUUGAUGUAGAUCAUACGAGUGCAAGACUAAAUUUUCUCACUCCUAGAUACGUCAAUCGUAAAGGAGUAGCUCUUCCUACUAGCUCAGAAGAAACGAAACGGGCAAAACGCGAGAAUCUCGAGCAAAAGCAAAUUUUAAUACCUGAACUUUGCACUAUUCAUCCUUUCCCCGCGUCCCUCUGGCGCGCUGCCGUUUGCUUGCCAUGCAUUUUAUAUCGGAUCAAUGCUCUAUUGUUGGCGGAUGAAAUUCGCAAAGAAGUUGCACACGAUCUUGGGCUAGGGGCUCCUAACAUUCCUAAUGAUGGCUUCGAAUGGCCAAUUCUCAACUUUGGUUGGAGUCUAGCAGAUGUGUUAAAAAAAUCCAGAGAAGCAAAACUAGCUAUUUCUAAUCAAGCUCCCGAGUGUUUUGAAAAUACUGAAACGAAUGAUCGAGGGAAACGUUCUUCAGAAGAAAAGGACAUUCAAACUGAAAUUAAGACUGAUGAAAAUUUUGAUAGCCAAGCAAAAGAUCCAAAAGAAAUUGCACAAAAUUUAUCGGUUGCAAGAACACUUGAAGAAAUUGAUGAUAAGUUCAAAGCAGAUGGAUUCCAGAUCGGUACAUGGACCAACGAAAUGGCAAACAAUACGGAUAUCUUGAGCGAUGAUGAUUCCUGGGGCCUUCCACCAAAUGUAGACCUAUGCUCAAGAAAUAAAACAAAUAUUCGCUACGGUUCACCCACAUCAUGGGAAGUUGGGACUAAAGAACAAUUGAACGAUGUGCGAUAUUACUCUGAUUCGGAAGGAUCAUUUAUAUCAGACGACGAAUUGGAUAGUGCCAGUGUGGAUAGCGAUCUGGAGCAGAACUACGGGUUGAAGAUUGAAUUUAAAUCAGACAAUGUAGCCGAAGCAAUAGAAUCUGAACAUGAUAUUCUGAAACGCCAGAAACAAUUGGACAUAAUAAAUAGCACGAAUAUUAAUGAACAAAUAUAUCAAAAUUCUAAAAAUAUUAGUAGUGGAUUCGACUGUACGCGAAGUGUAGAUCUAGAAGCUAGACUUAAAGUGCAUGAAGAUCAGUUCUUGAAAUCUACCGAUAAGUUCAAAGACCAAAUCAGAAGCUCCGGAACAUUGGUGAAAUACGAUGAACCGUUAAUAAUUGAUACGGUCCAUCAAAGGACAAACUGCAUCGCGCUGUCGAAUGUUUCGAAUGUCGGAAACAUCUAUGAACUAUUUCCGUAUGCAAACAGAAAGGAAAUUGAUUCACAUUUAUCAACUUCCAGUGAUGGGACAAAAAUUAUGAAACUCGAUGGAUUCUAUGAAAUUAACAGCUCAUAUUUUCCGGAGGAAUAUAAUAUCGUAGGAACAGGAGAUUUAUUUGAUACUUUCAACGAUCAGCAUAUGUUAUUCGUUAAUGAGAAUGGAGAGAAAAAAAUUAAGCUGAAAAUAGAGAAUCCGUUUGUUAAAAAUGAAAAGGCAAAGAUAGAUCCCGAUAUUAAACUAAACAAUGUUUCUCGUAUUCAAGUAACUAAAAACAACUCUUCUAAUCCAUCAACAAACGAGUUUAGUUUUGAUUAUCAGCCUGACCUGAAUAACCAUCCGGGACCUAGUCCAAGUAUUAUACUACAAGCUCUCACAAUGUCCAAUGCAAAUGACGGAAUUAAUCUAGAACGAUUAGAAACGAUAGGAGAUUCAUUUCUAAAGUACGCAAUAACAACUUAUUUGUAUUGCACAUAUGAAAACGUUCACGAAGGAAAACUAAGUCAUUUAAGAUCGAAACAGGUGUCAAACUUAAACCUGUAUAGACUUGGAAGACGAAAAAUUUUAGGUGAAAGUAUGAUCGCAACAAAAUUUGAACCUCAUGACAAUUGGUUACCACCGUGUUAUUAUGUUCCGAAGGAAUUAGAACAGGCACUCAUCGAUGCUAAGAUUCCCGCUUGCCACUGGAAUUUAGCUGAUCUGCCAGAUAUCAAACAGUUAUCAAGUGAAGAGAUUUGUAAGCUAGUGAAAGAACGCGCUUUAUCACUGGGGCUUCUUGAUGAUUCCGAAAAUGAAGAUGGAGAACAUAUGAAGGAAAUCCAACAGUUAGAAGUGCGAAAUGAUGAAUUCAUCAAAAAUUCAGACUAUUUCGCUUGCUUUAUUCCAUAUAAUCUUGUGACUCAACAUAGUAUUCCAGACAAGUCGGUGGCAGAUUGUGUUGAGGCUCUAAUAGGUGCCUAUUUGAUAGAGUGUGGUCCUCGUGGGGCUUUGUUAUUGAUGGCAUGGCUAGGCAUCAGGGUCCUACCAAUUAUUGAAGUGCCGUUUGAUGUGGAUAAAAAGCGAAUCCCUGGCAGCUCUCCGUGCUAUGAGGCGGAUGGUAAAAAGAUGAAUUCUGUAUAUGGAUACUGGAUUCCACCAAAAUCUCCUCUACUUGCCUAUGUACCAGAUCCAAAAACAACAUUAAGUCAUCUUCUUAACGGUUAUGGCACAUUUGAAGAUUCUUUGGGUUAUCAUUUUUUAGACCGCUCCUACCUGUUACAAGCCAUGACUCAUGCUUCAUACUGCCCCAAUCGCUUAACUGACUGCUAUCAACGGCUAGAAUUUCUCGGAGAUGCUGUUUUGGAUUAUCUCAUCACACGACAUCUUUAUGAAGAUCCUAGACAACAUUCACCUGGUGCAUUAACAGAUUUACGGUCUGCUUUAGUAAACAACACUAUUUUUGCAUCACUAGCUGUAAGACAUGAUUUCCACAAGUAUUUUAGACACCUAUCUCCUGGACUGAACGAUGUUAUUGAUCGUUUUGUACGAAUACAACAAGAGAACGGCCAUAGUAUAAGUGAAGAGUAUUACCUCAUACUAGAAGACGAAUGUGAUGAAGCUGAGGAUGUGGAAGUUCCAAAAGCAUUAGGUGAUGUUUUCGAAUCUGUCGCCGGUGCUAUUUUCCUAGACUCGAAUAUGUCUUUGGAUGCCGUGUGGAAGGUAUAUCGAAAUAUGAUGGGGCCAGAAAUUGACCAGUUCAGUAACUCAGUUCCCAAGUCUCCCAUUCGAGAAUUGUUGGAACUGGAACCGGAGACCGCCAAAUUCGGGAAACCGGAAAAAUUGGCUGACGGACGGCGUGUUCGAGUUACGGUGGAAGUGUUUGGAAAAGGUACGUUCCGUGGAAUCGGUCGAAAUUAUCGCAUCGCCAAAUGCACAGCAGCCAAAUGUGCAUUACGACAACUGAAAAAGAUGGGCCUGAUUAACAAACGUCGACAAUUAUCUUAAACGGGAUCAUAUUGUGCAAAAUAAAUACAAAAUUUAUUGAGGCUGAAAACAAGCAAUUGACACCUGCUCACACACGAUGCUUUCGGUUAGAGAUUACUAUUUAGAACUAGCUGAAUUACCCGGCGUUGCUCGGAAAUGUUUCGUGAAGGCAAAGCUGCAAAAACAUUAUAGAAAUUGUGCAGCUUAUCGAAAUAAUUAGAUCUCACAAUUAUUUUAAUGUUGAUUUGAUUUGAUCUCUUCUGUUAGGAAUAUUUCAAACAUCUUUCUGUAUGUAUGUAUGUAUGUAAGUAUGUGUGAAGCCACCAUCAGUUCAAGGCAUUACCAGUGGAUGCAGGUAGACUUAUAAGAUUUUCAUUUUGAAGGUCCAGUCUUACGAGGACCCAAAGCCUUCCAGUAAAAACGUCCGGCCAUAUAAAAAAGAAUUUCACUGUUCCAGCUUAAACCUAUCUGAUGGUUUGUUUAUUAGAAGGGUGCGUCUUACUCAUUUCAGACCUUCAAGGGAACACACAAAGCUUCCUCCAUGUCAAUGUGAACGGUUGAUAAUUCACUCCUUCAUCCAGUCAUUCAUUUGUAAAAUACCCUGAUGCAUUCUCAGCCCCUCUCCUUUAUCAAUAUAUUUGAGCAUAAUAUUAUAUAAUUUAACAUAAUACAAUAUAACAUAAUAUAAUAUAAUACAAUAAAAUAUAAUAUAUUAUAAUAUAACAUAAAAUACAGACAUAGAAUAUAAUACAAUAUAAUAUAAUAUAAUUAUACAGCGAUUCCAUGAAAAAAUGAUAUACGGUCUCUCACAAUUUCGUAAUAUUUGCAAUAAUUAUUCUUUUUAUUUUAUUCUUUUUCUGUCAUUGAUUAAAAAAUCGAUUUUUUUUCAAUUUCUUUAAAAAAAAAAGUACGGGUGUGUAAUGUCAGAGACAACUGGAUGUCGUAAAUACGAAUAAAACUGACUUCCAAGUAUCAAUUAGUUGAUCGAUUGUGUGAAUUGUGCUAGCUUUCCCUUUUUUCACUACUAGAAUUGGAAACGAUACACUUAAAGUAAAGUACUCAAAAGAACCGUUUCGUGAGCGUUCGUGAUGGAGGGGGACGAGUUGAGCUCGACCUCCGAUGGAUACCUCUAACUUCCGUCAUCUAUUUCCAGGCUGUUGUUCGUGGGUGUUGAUUACGACAGGCAAAUUCGAAAUGAAUCGCUUCUGAAUCAGGUUUUUUGCAUUCUAUGUAGCAAAUUAACAAGAAGUUCUACUACAAAAAUGGGCCGUAUACAUUAUAGUGAAGCAAAAUUUCGCAUAAUUCUUUGGGUAUACAAUUAUGGUUCUAAAUAGCAACAUACAGAAUUUUGAUGUUGAUUAUUCCAUUUCGGAUUUGAUAAUAUUUCAGUGAAAACCACUAUCAAAAUGCGUGAUGAUAUUUCCUCGUAAUUUCCAAAAGUUUAAUAAAACUUUGUUGUUCAGUUUGGUUUUACAUCUCAUCCAAGUCAGUCGAUAAAACAAAACCGCUUACGUCCGGGACAGAAGAAACCAAGUACAGUAUUGUGUAGUGAACAAUAGACCUCGAAAUGAGUGAACCAAACGAACAAAAGCUACCGCCGACACGAAAGAAUACAAUUGUUGUUGACUUUAGACAGUGCAAAAUUCGACCUUCGAUACGUGAACUUGAAGGUUUGCUUAAGGAACAGAUGCAUCUUGACAUUGAACGUGUGCAUUUACUUCAAUGCAAUAAGACGAAUAAUGUUGUUUACAUCCAGUUUUAUAAAGGGUUGAAUGCAAUUCAAUUCGCAAAAGACAAUAACAAUGUGCACUAUGUGGAGCACGAGAACAUUAAGUACAACAUUUCAGUAUAUUUGGAUGAUAGUGCUAUAGAAGUGCGUGUGCAUGAUCUUCACUCAAGCGUCAACGAUUCAUAUAUUCGCAAAACUAGGAUAACAGAGGUAUUUUGGCCACUUCAUAUAUUUUGGUUCACCUAACAAACUUUAUGGAUUUAAUCGAUGUUAAGUAACCCAUGUUGCAUCCAUUUGAAGCUAAUCACAUUAAAUAACCUAUUGCAGAAGGGUUUUUCAAAGAUAUUACAACAUUUGGUGAAUAUUUUUACAAAGUGGGCCAAAAUAAAAUCAAUCCUAAAGUGGGCCAAAAUACCUCUGUUACCUUAUGUCCCAAUACGGAGAGAUUCUCUCUAUGGAAAAAGAAAAGCGGAAGAAGUUUUUCCCCGGUAUUCUAAAUGGCGUACGUUUAUUACGCAUAUACUUGAAGAGGCCUAUACCUUCUUAUGUGAUUUUCGGUCAAGAUACAAAAAUUCCGUGCAAAUCACUUGUUACCUAUGACAAUCAGAUGGCCACAUGUCAAUAUUGCCAAAAAGCUGUUCACUACGGUAAGCCAUGUGAUAAAGUGGACAAGGAGACAACUACACCAACGGACAACGGUGCUUCCUUCACACAAACCCCAAGCAACCCCAGUACACCUGUGACAGCCGCCAACAACAAUGAAGCAUCCCCUGCAACGAAACCAUCAGUAUCCUCUGUAGAACAAAGUACACCGGCUGCAGUUAACAACUUACCCUCCAACCAACCAGCAAUUGCAACCAAUAUACAACAAGGUGCAUCUACAGCAACUAGAAACGAAAAGAAGACGGAAAUCGACAACAAUACCAUCGAUGCGGCAAUGGAUGACGAGACGAACCCCGAACGAAAUGCCCCUCAAUCCUCGCAGGAGGGAAAUGGAAGCUCCUCUCCCCCUAGAAAAAGGGUGACAACGAGAUCCAACUCAAAAAAAAAUCUAUUUAAAAAAUCGGCUCAAUCGGCCACGUAAAGCUUGUACGCAAAUAGGCCUGAAGAAAAAAUACCUUUAAAAUAAAAAAAAACUUUGUUUUUCAGGUAUUUAUGAUUAUCUCACGCUGUUGAAAAUUCAAUCACAAAUUCCUUAUCAGAACUAUUCGCGAUAAAGUUCUGUCCAUUCUUGUAAAGGAUAAAUUUUGAAAAGGCGCUCCAUAGUAAAGUAAGUUCACGACAAAACAUUUUUUUAUAUCAUAGCUUUUGAACCACUCGACCGAUGUGGCUAAUUUUUAGAUAUAUUGUCAAUGAAUGCCUUUAGUUUUAAUGAAAAAAUAUUGUGAAGUUGAAGUUUUGCGUUUAAAAAAGUCAACUGUAUAACUUUUUAACGGUUUUCAUGGUUUGCGACCAAUGAGCACUAUGUCAUUUUAUAUUUUUUCUGAAAGCUGAAUCAUGUUUACAUAACAUAUCCAAAAAUUUGCGAUGUAUGUUUUUUUGUUUGUUUUUGAGUUAUAUUUUAUUAUUUUCAAGUUUUCGUAGUUUCCGUGUUUUUGCCUUCCACAUAUACAAAGGUUAUGCAAUCACUGUGAAAACCGACUCUUGACUCUUGCCAUAUACCAUUCAAUUCAGUUUGUCGAGUACGCAAAAUGUCUGUGUAUGUUUGUAUGUAACGUUUUUUUUACUAACUUUUCUCGGAGAUGGUUGAACCGAUUUUCACUAACAUAGAUUCAAAUGAAAGGUCUUAGUAGUCCUUAAAACACUUUCGAUCUCCAACUCCGGAACUACCGUUAGGUAUUACUUCGGGGUGGAAGGCUAUCGGUACUCAAAGCACCCUUCCCGGCCUUAUGCAUCGCCAUGGACGUCUGCAUCGUUCUCUCCUACUUUUGGACCAUAUAGCUUUCGACUUUGAGCCACUCGCUUUGCUCCAGGGGAUCGACCAGGAGGAUGUCGAGGUUGAUCCGGCGAUUCCGGUUGGUUGGAACAUGACUUUCGGUUCGCUGGCACCUCGACGACCUAGGGUUAAUCUACGUCAUGAACUUUCCCCGGGACCAACGCUCCCGAAACCCGUGAACGGUUCGAACGGCAGGAUGCCUGGAUCGGUCUAGUGAUUCCAGUGGGAUGAUGACUUCCGGUUCACUGGCGCCCCGACGAUCCAUACCGGAGAUACGUUACGCCGACGGAGUUUCUCCCGACAUCGAAUCUCGUGUUUCGCCACACGGAACACUCAAAUAAAUGCUGGGGUCGGUCCUUUGAUUCCGGUUGGAGCAUGGCUUCCGGUUCACUAGCGCCCCGACGACUCGACUUCGGUACUGUGGCUUCUACUCGGCUAGUCCCCGACGAAGGAUUUAUCCAUACCAGGGCUACGUCGCAAUAUACUCGUCUAAUGAAGGAUUUAGACUACACCGACAGAAAGUACCACGACAACGAGAAAACUCCCGAGCCGACGCUUGUUCGCUGAUCCCUCUUUAGCGGUCGACGAUCGCGGCUGUCUGUUGUUCUGCGUUUCAAUUCCGCUGCAAGAUGCCCGUGAUCUGGAAGGUUCAAGUUCUUCUCACUGUGACACAUCCUCUGUACUAGGUUCUCUGCCACAUACAUCCAGUAACCUGUGUAUGUAACAGCUGAAACAACCGUGGCCUCAACCUCAGUACGCCAUCGUACAUUAACAUAUAUUCCACAGAAGCAAGCCCAGGAUGGAUCCCUGUGGUACUCCGGCGGUGAUAGGAGUGCUGUGUAAGCCUUCCUCGGUAGAGCAAUACCCAAUUCUGAAAAUAGCUUUCCAGAAUCUUGUACAGCUCUACUGGUACUCCCAGUCGAAGUAGGGAGUCAGCGAUAUCCGCCCAAUAAGAACUAUUGGACGCGUUUUUGACGUCAAACGUUACUACCGCGCAGUAACGAAUUCCACGUCGCUUAGGUUGAUGACAUCCGCGUAGACCUUUGCGGAACCCGUGUUGUUCGUUAGACCACCCGUCUCCUCUAUUAACGGGGCUAACCUGUUCAGGAUGAUUAUCUCCAGGAGCUUCCCUGUGGUGUCGAUCAGGCAGAUUGGUCUAUACGCCGACGGAUCCCCAGGAGGUUUCCCAAGUUUCGGUAACAGUACCAAUAUCUGCCUUUUACAAAUGUCCGGGAACAUUCGCUCGUCUAGACAUCUCUGCAUGACCUCCCUGAACAUGUCCGGUUUUGAGGUUAUCGCAACCUUUAGAGCCGCGUUCGGGAUACCAUCUGGCGAUCUCGCCGCUGACAACUCUUCGUUCGUCACUCUGCCAACAUCAUUUGCUGGUAGCGGUACUGGCGACCACGGGGACGUAUCGUGGUGAGGGAAGAGGACCCUUAUAAUCUCAUUCAUCUUUGUCAAAAAACAACGUGUUUUGUCGAAUACAUCACUUAUACCAUCAUAUUGCCGGAACUAAAAGUCACAACCAUUUGUUCUUUGAACCUGAUCAAUGGUCUAACAAUAGCUUUUAAACGGGCCUAGGCUUGUUAAAAUCGAUUCAGCUAUCUCCGAGAAACUUGCGCGGUAAAAAAAAACAACUCGUUUUGUCGGUUACGUCAUUUUCACCAUCAUGUCUCCGGAACCAAAAGUCACAGCCAUUUGAUCUUCGAACUUGAUCAAUGGCCUAACAAUAGCUUUCAAACGAGUUUGUGAAAAUCGCUUCAGUCAUCUCCGAGAAAAUUGAGUGGUAAAAAUAUCUUCGAACAUUCAUACACACACAAACAUUUUCUGAUCUCGUCGAACUGAGUCGUAUGGUAUAUAACAUUAUGGGUCUCCGAGGCACCGUUCAAUAGUUGUUUUUUCCAGAAAUUCUAAUACCUUUCUGUAAAAAAAUGCAAAACACAUCGCCAAUUUUUUAUAUGUUAUGUAAAAAUGUUCCGGCUUUCAGAAAAAAAUAUAAAAUGACAUAGUGUCCAUUGUUCGCAAACCAUAAAAAAAAUAAAAAAGUUAUAAAAUUGGCUUUUUAACCACAAAACUUCAACUCCACAAUAUUCGAAUAUUUUUCCUUAAAACUGUUGACAUUUGUUGACUACAUAACCAAAAAUUAGCGAAAUCGGUCCUAUCGUGUCUUUUUUGAAGAAAAUCGAUUUUUUGAUCCACCCUAACAUAUAAAUUUUCGCCCUAAUGACAAAAUAAAAAAAUACGGGUCUUAUAUUUUUAGAUGGAAAAUAAUUCUUCCAAGUAGUUCGAAAUUCGGAGAUCGUAUAUCAGUUUCUCAUGGAAUUGCUGUAUAAUAAGAAUGAUAACGAUAAUGACAAUGAUAAUAAUGAAAAUGCUAAUUAUAAUGAUAAUAAUAAUAAUAAUAUUAAAAAUAAUAAUAAUAAUAAUAAUGAUAAUAAUAAUAAUAACAAUACUAAUAUUAAUAAUAAGAUUAAUAAUAACUGUUUUUUGUCCCAAAGUCCACAUGUCCAGAAGAUCUCAUCCAAACCUGAGGGAGUGUUUUACAACUGUGUAGCAUCCCUAUUCAUAUCUGUUAUAUACCGAGUUCUAUCUUUCUAAGAAAUAUCAAUCCAGCACAACAUAUCCUCGUCAUCCUAAACAUAUUGUUUCCAAAUAAAUUUGCACUAAGUCAUAAAAUGUAUGACCUUUCUCUUAUUGCGCAUUCUACCCGCCACAUGUGCGCAUCAGCACAUGAGCCAUUAUCCGCUUGGGCCAGCAACGAUUACGCUGCAAUGCCGUAACACAAUUGCCUUCUGCAUGCGCACAGCGAUACCUACGCUGCAAGACCAUCGCAGAUGGUUUACAUUAACUUAUUUUGAAACAUCGUUAGUGACUUGAGUUUAGCAUGUAAAAUAGAAAUAGGUAGCCGUAAUUGUUAAGCUUUUAAUACAACAGUCGUCUUUAAAACACGAA
This is a messenger RNA of Malaya genurostris, 13326 nucleotides long. RefSeq names its product endoribonuclease Dcr-1 (gene Dcr-1). The transcript has 12 exons. Lineage: Eukaryota; Metazoa; Arthropoda; Insecta; Diptera; Culicidae. Gene Ontology annotation, biological process: siRNA processing; apoptotic DNA fragmentation; pre-miRNA processing. The record is from RefSeq and is a predicted model, not a curated record. Gene Ontology annotation, cellular component: RISC complex; cytoplasm; nucleus. Bases 173 to 6730 code for a protein of 2185 amino acids. Gene Ontology annotation, molecular function: protein binding; RNA binding; deoxyribonuclease I activity.